Molecule: messenger RNA, 321 nt
Organism: Staurois parvus
Lineage: Eukaryota; Metazoa; Chordata; Amphibia; Anura; Ranidae
Source: the annotation of a GenBank genome assembly
AUGGCCAGGUCCCCCUUUAAUCCCAGGUCAGGGCAUUUGAUGGCCAGGUCCCCCUUUAAUCCCAGGUCAGGGCUUUUGAUGGCCAGGUUUCCCUUUAAUCCCAGGUCAGGGCAUUUGAUGGCCUGGUCCCCCUUUAAUCCCAGGUCAGGGCAUUUGAUGGCCAGGUUCCCCCUUUAAUCCCAGGCCAGGGCUUUUGAUGGCCAGGUUUCCCUUUAAUCCCAGGUCAGCUCUGAUGGCCAGGUCCCCCCUCUUAAUCCCAGGUCAGGGCAUCUGAUGGCCAGGUUCCCCUUUUAAUCCCAGGUCUGGGCAUCUGAUGGCCAG